Orycteropus afer afer is the source of this 2328-nucleotide messenger RNA. It is a transcript of the gene HTRA2, whose product is annotated as HtrA serine peptidase 2. Gene Ontology annotation, molecular function: protein binding; serine-type endopeptidase activity. Gene Ontology annotation, cellular component: mitochondrion. The record is from RefSeq and is a predicted model, not a curated record. Gene Ontology annotation, biological process: proteolysis; positive regulation of apoptotic process; programmed cell death. NCBI's taxonomy places the organism in Eukaryota, Metazoa, Chordata, Mammalia, Tubulidentata, Orycteropodidae.
CGUGGAUCCCGAGAAACAGGCGCAGGACGAGGAGGCAGAACCCGACGGGCGCGUAGAGCAGUAGCGCGAGAAGCAAGAAGCCGUCACCCGGGAGCCUGUAGGCGAGACACAGGAUGAUCGUGCGCCGAAGCCGGGGGGACGCGGAAGUCCGCCCCUUCCCGCUGAGGCGCUUACCGGUGCGAGUCAAAGAGCCGCUCCGGCCCCGGUGCUGGGGGAGGCUCCAUCGCUGCUGUUUUAGGAGAGCCCUGCUAUUGCCGCCGCCAUCUUCGCACCCCGCCGCAGGGUAUACUGGGAAGGCGGAGUCUUUGGGCAUCCGCCCAGUGUGUUGGAACCUGAAAUCCAACACAGGCGCCCCGGAAGGGCUAGCGCUCCCAGCGUUCCCCGCGGCCCUUUGAGUCGCCUCAGAACUCAAGUCCCGUGAGGACCACAAUUCCCAGAAUUCACGGAGGCGGGGUCGUAGUCGCCUCUCGGAAUCCUGGGUCCCGGCGUGCAGUUCUAGAGGACUUCAGGUACCAGCGUGCUAUGCGUCCAGUCUGCAUCUUCCAGGGCACCGCCUCUGAGUAGGGCGGGCGAGGAGACUGCCAAGGCGGAGCUGAUGGCUGCGCUGAGGGCGGGGCGGGGUGCCGGCUGGGGCCUCCGGGAAUGGCGGGCUUUAGGGGGGAUUCGCUGGGGAAAGGGACCCCUGUUGACCCCUGACCUCCGGGGCUUGCUGACGUCAGGAACUUCUGACCCCCGGGCCCGGGUGACGUAUGGGACCCCCAAUCUCCGGGCCCCGUUGUCUGCAGGGUUCUCUGGGUCCCGGGCAUGUCUGACUUCGGGGACCCCGGAUCCCCGAACACGGCUAGCCGCUGAGAUCCCGGAUUCCCAGACUCGGGAGGCCUCAGGGGCUCCUGGGGUCCGUCUGGGUGUGUGGUUGGCAGUGGCCUUGGGCGCCGGAGGGGCUGUGCUGUUGUUGUGGGGCGGGGGGCGGGGUCCCCCGACCGUCCUUGCCGCGGUCUCUAGCCCGCCUCCCCCUUCUCCCCGGAGCCAGUACAACUUUAUCGCAGACGUGGUGGAGAAGACGGCACCUGCCGUGGUCUAUAUCGAGAUUCUGGGCCGGCACCCUUUCUCGAGCCGCGAGGUCCCUAUCUCAAAUGGUUCAGGAUUCGUGGUGGCUGCUGAUGGGCUCAUCGUUACCAAUGCCCAUGUGGUGGCUGAUAGGCGCCAUGUCCGUGUGAGGCUGCCCAGCGGCGACACGUAUGAGGCCAUGGUCACAGCUGUGGAUCCCGUGGCAGACAUUGCUACCCUUAGGAUUCAGACCGAGGAGCCUCUCCCCACACUGCCUCUGGGACGCUCAGCGGAUGUCCGGCAAGGGGAAUUUGUUGUUGCAAUGGGAAGUCCCUUCGCGCUGCAGAACACUAUCACAUCCGGCAUUGUCAGCUCUGCUCAGCGCCCAGCCAGAGACCUGGGAUUGCCCCAAACCAAUGUGGAAUACAUCCAGACUGAUGCAGCUAUUGAUUUUGGAAACUCUGGAGGUCCUCUGGUGAACUUGGAUGGGGAGGUGAUCGGGGUGAACACCAUGAAAGUCACAGCUGGAAUCUCCUUUGCCAUCCCUUCUGAUCGCCUUCGAGAGUUUCUGCAUCGUGGGGAAAAGAAGAAUUCUUGGUUUGGAGUCAGUGGGUCCCAGCGCCGCUACAUUGGGGUGAUGAUGUUGACUCUGACUCCCAGCAUCCUUGCUGAACUACAACUUCGAGAACCAAGCUUUCCUGAUGUUCAGCAUGGUGUACUCAUCCAUAAAGUUAUCCUGGGCUCCCCUGCACACCGGGCUGGUCUACGGCCGGGUGAUGUGAUCUUGGCCAUUGGGGAGCAGCUGGUUCAAAAUGCUGAAGAUGUCUAUGAAGCUGUUCGAACCCAAUCCCAGCUGGCAGUAAGGAUCCGGCGGGGACCAGAAACACUGACCUUAUAUGUGACCCCUGAAGUCACAGAAUGAAGGGAUCAGCAAGGGUCUGAGGCUCCUGCUCUGAUUUCCUCCCUGCCUUCCUGGCCUGGGAUCCUAGGGCACGUCGGCAAAGGACUAAAUGAACCAGUGGAGGGCAGGUCCCUCCAGCCACCAGCACCAAUCCCUGGGUUGAAGACUCACAAAAACACUUUUUAUAUAAAAUAAAAUUAUAUCUAGCAACAUGUUAUAGUCAAAACAAGGGGAGGGGGCUGGAUUUUCCCUCACCAAAAGCUAGAGGUAAGGCUGUAUCCCCCUCUGAACUGAGGAAGAUACUGGAGCUGACCGUCCUGAUCUUCCUGUUCAAGAUAACUAGCCACAGCCAUCCAUCAUUAUGGGCAGUUAGACACUGC